Messenger RNA from Vanrija pseudolonga, 600 nucleotides. RefSeq lists its product as uncharacterized. Lineage: Eukaryota; Fungi; Basidiomycota; Tremellomycetes; Trichosporonales; Trichosporonaceae. The record is from RefSeq and is a predicted model, not a curated record. The coding region runs from base 37 to 561 and encodes 174 amino acids. The transcript is spliced from 2 exons.
GCGCCGUCAACACGACAACCCGGCCAACACACCGCCAUGCCCCCAGCACCAGCACUCCGCCGCCUGCCCCUCCGCGAGGCGAUCGCGGCCCUCUCGUCUGGCGAGGGCGCGACGCGUCUCAGCCCCGCCGUCAAGGGGCUGAGCAUUAGCUUUGUGCAGAAGAAUGCCGAGCCUGGGCCGAGAAACUUCCUCCGCACCAUCGCCCCGCGGAUAGCGUACGCCAACCCCACCCUCCCGAUCGCCAUCACGCGCUACAAGGACCCGCGCACCAAGUCGCUCGACCCCAACUCGCCGGACGCGGGCGCCGCGCCGUGGGCCGACGGCGCCCCAGGCCCCUCGUUGACCGUCAGCUUCCACGAGCGUCCCGAGCAGACGGUCCCGCUGCGCCACCUGAGCGCGGACCAGAUCUGGAAGCAGGUGCUCUCUGUUUGUGGCGAGGCGGGCGACUUGGGGAUCGAGGCGCCCAAGGAGGAGGUUAAGGCGGCCGAGGUCGAGGGAGAGGUCAAGGCCGAGCCCACGCCUGAGGCGAAGGCUGAGGCUGCGCCCGAGGCCAAGGCGUGAGGAGAACGACACAUUAGCAUCGCAUGCAGACUUCACUGA